This is a messenger RNA of Photinus pyralis (common eastern firefly), 972 nucleotides long. Its product is annotated as ctenidin-3-like. The transcript has 4 exons. The coding region runs from base 310 to 873 and encodes 187 amino acids. The record is from RefSeq and is a predicted model, not a curated record. NCBI's taxonomy places the organism in Eukaryota, Metazoa, Arthropoda, Insecta, Coleoptera, Lampyridae.
UUACAGGAAAUAAACAUCACCUUUACACCUUAACUGCAUUGUUUUGUAUUCACCUACACGACUGUACACAAAUCGUAUUCAGAGAGUACCGGUAAUUAGUUUCACAAGUAGUAAGGUAAGAGAAGAGAAUGAUUUACGAAAUUCGUCAUUAGGAAAUAUUUGUUAUAAUUUAAUCUUAGCGGGGAUUAGUGUUUUACUAUGUAAGUUUGGGGGGCAAAAUGUGUUUUAUAUAGAAAGGAGGGCCAAGGUUUUGAUUUGACUACUAUAAAAGCAAAAUUCACCUCGGAAUCUUUAGUCGCAAAAAGUAACAUGAAGGCGUUUGUCGUUUUAAUCUCCGUGGCGGCUAUUGCUUCAGUUAAAGCUGGCUAUCUCGGCGGAGGUGGUGGAUAUGGAGGAGGAGGUGGAUACGGAGGAGGAGGAUACGGCGGAGGCGGCGGUUGGAAGGGUGGUUUUGGCGGCGGUGGAUUAAGUGGAUGGAAAGGAGGCCUAGGAGGUGGAUACGGGGGUGGGUCCGGAGGUGGAUGGAAGGGUGGUUUCGGAGGAGGAAGUCUCGGAGGAUUUGGUGGCGGAUACGGGGGCGGAGGUGGAUGGAAGGGUGGUUUCGGAGGAGGAAGUCUCGGAGGAAUUGGCGGCGGAUACGGGGGCGGAGGGGGAUGGAAAGGCGGAUUCGGAGGAGGUGAUUCCUAUAAAGUUAUAAAAGUUGUGGUUCCCAGCGGUGGAGGAGGUGGAUGGAAAGGAGGUUACGGAGGAGGCGGAGGCUGGCAAGGUGGACUUGGAGGAGGCGGUUGGCAAGGAGGAAUUGGAGGAGGCGGAGGCGGUUGGCAAGGUGGAUAUGGAGGAGGAUACGGAGGCGGUGGUGGAUGGAAAUGGUAAACUGUUUACCGUUUGCAUGCUAUGAACAAUGGUUGUGCGUGUUGUCUGUAAAUAUGUAUGUGUUUUCAGUAUUCUAUUUAAUAAAUUUUUGUAAACAGA